UGGGAAGAGAGGCACGAGGGUGGCGUGCGUGCGUGCGUGCGGAAAAAAGGAAGCGGUGCCUGUAAACGGCGAACUCGCUGCUUUCCUCUCCAAUCAACCAGCAGCGACGGGUUACUUUUAGUUUUUUUUUCUUUUUUUUUUUUCCUUCUCUCUCUCCCUCUGUCUUCCCUCUCCCCACCCCCCGUUCUCGUCGUCGAUGAAACGGCGAGUAAGAACACUUCGGACCGGGCUUGGGGGGGGGAGGAGGUACCGCCGAACCCCGCACUCGCUCGUCUCAGCCCAGCUCGCCUCGCUGCCUUCGGACGUAGGAGCGAGGUGAAGCCGUCUUUUGUUGGAACAAGUGCCGCUCGCUUCGCAGCUCCUCUCCUGCGUGUGGCCAGUGGGAGUUUAUUCAUGUCCAAAAGAAAACCAAGUGUGUUUCGUGCUUGCUUCAGCGAGUUCGUUGGGUCAUCCCGGGCGAGGAUUUAAAGAACUUAUUUGCACCGGGACUCCCCGAGAAUCACCAGACUGGCGGCUCUUCUGAAACACUGGGAUUGUUGGUGUGGCCAAAUUUUCCCUGGAUUUGACAAGUAAAUUCAGAAGACUGAAGCCCAGGCUCACAGUCUACCUUUCACGGAGGCCCAGCCGUGAGAGGACUGAGGAAGGCACGUGGCGGAUCAUGACGGCUGACAAAGAGAAGGAGCGGGAGAAAGAACGGGACAGGGACAGAGAUCGGGACAGGGACAAGAGGGAGUCCGGGAAGUCCCGCCGGCAAGACGGGGAACGGGGCGAAAGCGAGAGCUCCAGGCCCAGGCGCAGUUGUACCCUGGAAGGUGGCGCCAAGAACUAUGCAGAGAGCGAACACAGCGAGGAUGAGGACAACGACAACGGCAGCACAGGUGGAGGCAGUGGCACGGCCGAGGAGGCCGGCAAGAAGGGCAAGAAAAAGAUGCCCAAGAAGAAGUCCCGCUACGAGCGCACAGAGAAUGGCGAAAUCACGUCGUUCAUCACAGAAGACGAUGUUGUUUACAGACCAGGAGAUUGUGUGUACAUAGAGAGUCGCAGGCCCAACACUCCCUACUUCAUUUGUAGCAUUCAAGAGUUCAAACUGAGUAAACGGGACCAUCUGCUGAUGAAUGUGAAAUGGUACUACCGCCAAUCAGAAGUGCCCGACUCUGUCUACCAGCACCUGGUGCAGGAUCGCAACAAUGAGAAUGAUUCCGGACGUGAGCUGGUUAUCACAGACCCUGUGGUCAGGAGUCGAGAGCUCUUCAUUUCUGACUAUGUGGACACUUACCAUGCUGCUGCUCUCAGGGGGAAAUGCAACAUUUCACAUUUCUCUGACAUUUUUGCUGCCAGGGAGUUCAAAGCUCGCAUUGACUCCUUUUUCUAUAUCCUCGGAUAUAACCCAGAGACUAGGCGGCUAAACAGCACUCAGGGGGAAAUCCGGGUGGGCCCCAGUCAUCAAGCCAAGCUUCCAGAGCUGCAGCCUUUCCCCUCCUCUGGUGGUCAGGCAGUGACGGAGAAUGAGGAGCUGGUUUGGAUGCCAGGGGUCAAUGAUUGUGACCUUCUCAUGUACCUCAGAGCCGCAAGGAGCAUGGCCGCCUUUGCAGGGAUGUGUGACGGAGGCUCAACAGAGGAUGGAUGUCUAGCAGCCUCUCGAGAUGACACUACAUUAAACGCACUCAACACUCUUCAUGAGAGCAGCUAUGAUGCUGGCAAAGCUCUCCAGCGGCUGGUGAAGAAGCCGAUACCAAAGUUGAUAGAGAAGUGCUGGUCCGAGGACGAAGUGAAACGCUUCAUUAAAGGCCUGAGACAGUUCGGCAAAAACUUCUUUAGGAUCCGGAAGGAGCUCCUACCAAACAAAGAAACGGGCGAGCUGAUUACCUUCUACUACUAUUGGAAGAAGACACCAGAGGCAGCCAGCUGUCGAGCCCAUCGCAGACAUCGCCGCCAGCCCGUCUUUCGGCGCAUCAAGACACGAACGGCUUCGACUCCUGUCAACACUCCUUCCCGUCCACCCUCUAGCGAAUUUUUGGACCUCAGUUCAGCCAGUGAGGAUGACUUUGACAGCGAGGACAGUGAACAGGAACUGAAGGGCUACGCUUGCCGCCACUGCUUCACUACCACCUCCAAGGACUGGCACCACGGGGGCAGAGAGAACAUCUUGCUGUGCACAGACUGCCGCAUUCACUUUAAAAAGUACGGUGAACUGCCUCCCAUUGAAAAGCCCGUGGACCCGCCGCCAUUUAUGUUCAAACCCGUCAAAGAGGAAGAGGAUGGACUCAGCGGGAAGCAUAGCAUGAGGACCAGACGGAACCGAGGCUCGAUGUCAACGCUACGUAGCGGUCGUAAGAAGCAAACAGCCAGUCCCGAUGGCCGAGCCUCGCCUAUCAACGAGGACCUGCGCUCCAGCGGACGUACUUCGCCCAGUGCUGCGAGUACUGACAGCACCGACAGCAAGACGGACACCAUGAAAAAGCCCAGCAAGAAGAUUAAAGAGGAGGCUCCUUCACCCAUGAAGAGUGCCAAACGGCAGCGAGAGAAAGGAACUUCAGACACAGAGGAACCCGACAGGGCUGGCGCCAAAAAGUCCAAAACACAAGAGCUAAGUCGACCAGACUCACCCUCCGAGUGUGAGGGAGAAGGGGAGGGCGAGGGCGAGGGCGAGAGCUCCGAUGGCCGCAGUAUCAACGAGGAGCUUAGCAGUGAUCCGAAGGACAUUGACCAGGACAACCGCAGCUCUUCUCCCAGCAUCCCCAGUCCCCGCGACAACGAGAGUGACUCGGACUCUUCUGCCCAGCAACAGCAGCUGCUGCAGAGCCAGCACCCUCCGGUCAUCCAGUGUCAGCCAAGCACCUCAUCAGCUGCUCCUUCUGCCCCACCGCCGCCGCCUCCCACAGGCUCGGGCCCUUCGCUGCCUCCGCAGGUCUCCCCCACAGCGGCGUCCGCCUCUCUGACGCCUCAGCCUCUUCCUCAAGCAAGCCCCAUGGCUCUCAUCCAGUCAGGAGCCUCCCUCCAUCCUCAAAGGCUUCCCUCUCCACAUUCACCCCUGACUCAAGCUCCGCCGCCUGGUCCCCCGGUACCCCCUGCGUCAUUACCCAGCUCGCAUCACGGCCCCUCGCCUCCCAUGCCGCACCCGCUGCAGCCUGGCCCCCCUCACAUGCCUCACCCGCUUUCAAUGCCUGUCCAGGGCUUCCCCGUCAGUCAGUCUCAGGUCCCACCGAUAUCUGGCCAGUCACAAGCAAGGCCGCACACCCCGCCCUCACAGUCAUCUUCUCACAGUGGAGGACAGCCUCCCCGGGAACAGCCACUCCCACCGGCACCGAUGUCAAUGCCUCACAUCAAGCCCCCGCCGACCACACCUAUCUCGCAGGUACCCACGCCACAGUCCCACAAACACCCGCCGCAUGUGUCCGCACCUCCGUUCCCGCAGAUGCCUUCCAACCUGCCUCCACCUCCUGCCCUCAAGCCCCUCAGCUCUCUCUCCACCCACCACCCCCCGUCGGCACACCCACCUCCCCUUCAGCUCAUGCCUCAGGGGCAGCAGCUUCAGCCUCCCCCAGCGCAGCCUCCAAUUCUCACCCAGUCCCAAAGUCUCCCUCCAUCAUCCAGCCACCAGCCUCCUUCAGCUCCUCCACUACCAUCCUCUGCUGGGGCAUCGCACCCCAACGGGCCACCACAGCUCCCCUUCUCCGCUCACCCUUUCAGUGCAGUUCUACCUCCAACUGGCCCCUCCGUGUCCUCGUCAAACUCUAUGCCGGGCUUACAACCCGUGUCUUCCUCCGUCCCGCCCUCCUCCAUCUCCAUGCCGCUCCCCGCGUCCGUCGCUUGCGGUGGCCUGGGCACGGGUCUCCCGCCCGUGCACAUCAAAGAGGAGCCGCUGGACGAGACGGAGGAGCCGGAGAGCCCCCCGCCCCCGCAGAGGAGUCCCUCCCCCGAGCCCACUGUCGUCAACACGCCAAGCCAUGCCAGCCAGUCCGCACGGUUCUACAAGCAUCUGGACCGCGGUUACAACUCGUGCGCUCGGACCGAUUUCUACUUCACUCCUUUGGCCUCGUCCAAACUGGCCAAGAAACGAGAGGAAGCUGUGGAGAAGGCCAAGAGAGAAGCAGAGCAGAAAAUUCGGGACGAGAAGGAAAGAGAGAGGGAACGGGAAAAGGAACGAGAGCGAGAGCGGGAACGGGAAAAGGAGGCCGAGCGAGCGGCGAAAGCCUCGUCGUCGGCCCACGAGAGCAGAAUGGGCGAACCGCAGAUGGCCGGCCCCGCCCACAUGCGUCCCCCCUUUGACGGCCCGCCCACCACUAUUGCAGCCGUGCCUCCGUACAUCGGCCCCGACACCCCUGCCCUGCGCACCCUCAGCGAAUACGCCCGACCUCACGUCAUGUCCCCCACCAAUCGAAACCACCCCUUCUUUGUGUCCCUCAACCCCGCAGACCCGCUGCUGGCCUACCACAUGCCCAGCCUGUACAACGCCGACCCGGCCAUGCGGGAGCGGGAGCUGCGAGAGCGGGAGAUGCGCGAGAGGGAGAUACGCGAGAGGGAGCUGCGGGAAAGGAUGAAGCCCGGUUUUGAGGUCAAACCUCCCGAAAUGGACACACUCCACCCUUCCACGAACCCCAUGGAGCACUUUGCCCGGCACGGGGCCAUCACGUUGCCCCACAUGGCCGGCCCUCACCCCUUCGCCUCCUUCCACCCGGGCUUGAACCCGUUAGAGCGUGAGCGGCUGGCCCUCGCCGGGCCCCAGCUGCGGCCGGACAUGAGCUACCCAGAGCGGCUGGCGGCGGAGAGACUCCACGCCGAGCGGAUGGCCACCAUGGCCAACGACCCCAUCGCCAGGCUCCAGAUGUUCAACGUCACGCCGCACCACCACCAGCACUCGCACAUCCACUCCCAUCUGCACCUGCACCAGCAAGACCCGCUUCACCAAGGUGGUGGUGAAUGUCUUGUGUGUCCUCCAGGUUCCGGGGCCCACCCCCUGGCCAUAGACCCCCUGGCGGCCGGACCGCACCUGGCUCGCUUCCCUUACCCGCCUGGCGCCAUCCCCAACCCGCUCCUCGGCCAGCUGCCGCACGAACACGAGAUGCUGCGUCACCCGGUCUUCGGUAGGCACCCGGCCAGUCUCGUCAAAUGCGCGGCGGUGCAUUUCCGGUUGAAUUUAUCUUUGCUUUGCGCAGGAGCUCCAUACCCGCGGGACCUACCCGGAGGUCUGCCACCCCCCAUGUCGGCCGCCCACCAGCUGCAGGCCAUGCACGCCCAGUCGGCUGAGCUCCAGAGGCUGGCCAUGGAGCAGCAGUGGCUGCACGGGCACCAUCACAUGCACGGAGGCCCACUGCCCGGUCAGGAGGACUACUACAGCCGACUGAAGAAAGAGAGCGACAAGCAGCUGUAACAGGCCGAGGGAGGCGGCAGGAACUUGUGAAGAAUGCAAAAAGGCCAAGUGGAUCCAAUUCUUAUUCUUCAAAACUGGUUUUUUUUCCUCCCAGGACAUUUCUUUGGUAUAUAGCCAGUAAAAGUGACACAACUUCCUGAAGACUCCUGCAUGACAAGCUUCCUUGACAUUUUAAUUAUUUUUUUUUUUUUUUUGGGGUAGGUGCUAGAACAAGAAGACACACUGUGCUUAUCCAAAAAACAAAACGUGGCCGCUUAUGGAAAGAUAACAAGUGCUAUCUUAAAUUCAACAUUUAUUUUAAUACAUUGUUGGAGCUUUUUUUUUUUUUAAUCAUCAUUUUAAGAAGAGCUACCGCAUGGAGUUUUUUGGGGAAUUUGUAAAUAGUAUAUAUAAACAUAUAAUUAUUAUAAUUAUUAUUAUUACUAGGUGUGGACAAACAAGUCGUUUCAACUUCAGCUGCAGUUGUGUUGAUGCAUUAUCCCUUGUUUCAGAGGGGAGCACCAUGGCAUUAUUAUUCUUAUUAUUUGAGCCAUUUGAGUUGUGACCUUGGUCUGACAUUGCCGUGUUAGAUUUAGUCCCACGUAGCCCACUUGAUGACCGGCACCCCCCCGCCCGGCCCGAACCCGAAACCUGUCACACCCACUCAUCACACACCAGCUUUUUCAGAAUGUGUCAGCGCGGCUUGUUGACGUUUUGUGACUUGAAACACUUGAAGCUUGGGUUCACAACUAAAAAGAACAUUUGCACUGAAAUUGAUUUUUAUCCUUCUGCCGCGUCAUUAUUUAAGCCAAAAACAUCUAAUGACCUUUUAUCAUGUCUGAUUUUAAAAAUGUUUUCAACAAUUUGGAUAGCGGUAGAAUUUUAGUUUUUGUUUGUUUAGUUGUUUUUGUUUUUUUACGCUUGGUGAAUUUGGAACAACACCACCGGAGCCCAACAGGACCUAUUAAUGAUGGCGCCCUCUCCCGUCAUGUUCACUGUGACCUGCCAACAUGCGACCACCAGGAAGUGUGUGCGUGUGUGUAUGUUUGCGUAUGUGUCACACCCGUGUGCGGUUCAUGUUUUCCAACUCAAAUGCACGGAGACUGUUUGACUUGUCAUGGAUCUCGACACAACUGUGGCUUAUUCAUUUUUGUAUUAUUUUCAUUUUGCCAAAUGAAGAAACUGUACUCGCAUUUAAAUGACCAUGUCAUACUUCCUCAGAGCACUAUUUUUAUGUUGUUGUUUUGCAAGCGGAAAGUCUUCUGACCUUCCCUUUCUGACGCACUCUUCAUCCUCCUGUCCCUCCCCGAGCGUCCUUCUUUGCCUUUCCCGCCCCCUUUUUUUGUGUCUCCAAACCUUUGGUGUUCAGUGUUGUCAAUGGUUUAGCUUCUCGUUUCAAAGCGGCAGCAGCAGAAUGUCCGUUCUGACUGCCGAGAUUUCUAUAUAUACUGGUAUCUUGAAGCUUAUUGUAUAUAUGAGUAGUCACCAUGGGAUGACACAAUGUAAACAAAAAGUAGAAAGAAUAAGAAAAAAUUGUGAGUUCUGUGUUCUCUCCAUUUGAGUAUUUUGUAAUUUUUUUGAAAAAUUUGUGGAAUUAAAAUAAACGACUAAGUUACACCACAA
This is a messenger RNA of Phyllopteryx taeniolatus (common seadragon), 6973 nucleotides long. It is a transcript of the gene rerea, whose product is annotated as arginine-glutamic acid dipeptide (RE) repeats a. Gene Ontology annotation, cellular component: nucleus. NCBI's taxonomy places the organism in Eukaryota, Metazoa, Chordata, Actinopteri, Syngnathiformes, Syngnathidae. Gene Ontology annotation, biological process: regulation of DNA-templated transcription. Gene Ontology annotation, molecular function: transcription corepressor activity; sequence-specific DNA binding; chromatin binding. The record is from RefSeq and is a predicted model, not a curated record. The transcript has 21 exons. The coding region runs from base 659 to 5371 and encodes 1570 amino acids.